Messenger RNA from Boleophthalmus pectinirostris (great blue-spotted mudskipper), 3806 nucleotides. RefSeq names its product mitochondrial intermediate peptidase. Bases 379 to 2394 code for a protein of 671 amino acids. The transcript has 18 exons. Gene Ontology annotation, molecular function: metalloendopeptidase activity. The record is from RefSeq and is a predicted model, not a curated record. NCBI's taxonomy places the organism in Eukaryota, Metazoa, Chordata, Actinopteri, Gobiiformes, Gobiidae. Gene Ontology annotation, biological process: peptide metabolic process. Gene Ontology annotation, cellular component: mitochondrion.
CGCACUUUCGACAAAAUCACAAACAAAGGACAAAUUUAAUUAAAACAAAGGGCAUAUAUAUAUAUUGACAUUAAACACGUAAUAUUAACAGCCUAUUCCAACUAAUAAAGACGAAAUUCAACAAUUAUUUUUAUUUGCGUUCAACUUAUUAACGAAAAUACUCCUCCCGUCUGUCUACAUGCAUGUGGAGCUAGCAGGCAGACAGCAUGACAGCACCUCCAGCCUCAUCAUAAUUACAAUAAAUAAACAAUUACAAAGAAAGGGAAACGCAUGCGGAUUUACUUUAGGGACAGUUGUGUGCUUAAAUAGCCAUGGUGUUUAUAUGUGGUGAAAUUAAUUGAUGUCAAGAAACGAGUUGGUACACAUAGUUGAGUUGAAAUGUCUGCGGGGAAGAGGUUGCUGUGCCUGGUGAAGCACAGAGGACUUUUGUGGACUCCGGUGGGCAGAAGUGUCACUACCUGGUCCCCUGUUGGAGCUGCUUUCAACGCCAAACCUCACAGAAGAUUAGAUCUCUUCGAGAAAAAUGUGGGCUUGUUUGGAGUGGCUGAGCUGAACUGUCCUGCAGGGUUCCAGGUGGCCACAGCAGAAGCUCUGAAGAACACGGAGCGUCUGCUGAAGAAUGCCUGUACCUGUCCUCCAGGAGUCGACACUGUGGAGUCCUUUGACCAGCUCUCAGAUGGACUGUGUAAAGUGGCCGACCUGGCAGAUUUUGUGAAAGUUGCACAUCCAGACCCUGCGUUUCGAGAAGCUGCAGAGAGGACCUGUGUAGAAAUUGGUACUGUUGUUGAGAAGUUAAACACUAAUGUUGAGUUAUGUCAGAGUUUAAAGAGGUUGCUGGACAAUCCUGAAGUUGUAGCUAAACUGGACCCUGACACAAGGCGUGUGGCUGAAUUGUUCAUGUUUGACUUUGAGAUUAGUGGAAUUCAUCUGGACGACAAACUGAGGAAACAGGCAGUUGCUCUCCAUGUGAAGCUCUUGGACCUGAAUAAUGAGUUCCUGGUUGGUUCACACAUGCCAAACCGAAUUGCCAGAACUGCCAUCCCUGAACAUCUCCACAUCCAUUUUGCAAAUGAGGGAAGCUUCAUCCAGGUUGGAGGAUUACAUGCAGAUUCGCCCGAUGACUUGGUUCGUGAGAUAGCGUACCGCAUCUACCUGUAUCCAAACGCAGAUCUAAUGGAGUGUCUGGAGGAGCUGCUGAGGUGCAGACACAAACUGGCCAAACUUGUGGGCUAUGAGUCGUAUGGACACAGGGCCCUGAAGGGGACUAUGGCCAAAACACCUGAGACAGUCAUGAGUUUCCUUCAGCUCCUAACAGACAAGCUGGCUGACAGAACGGCAAAAGACUUCAAAAUGAUGAGGGAUAUGAAGAAAAAACUCAACCCUCGCAAUGCUGAGCUGAUGCCCUGGGACCAUCCGUACCUGAGCGGCGUCCUUCGUGCAGAGAGAUACAACAUAGAGCCCAGCCUGUACAGUCCUUACCUGUCUUUGGGAGCGUGUAUGGAGGGUCUGAACAGCCUCUUCUCUCAGCUGUACGGAGUCUCCCUGAUGUCAGAGCACCCCAGAGCUGGAGAGGUGUGGAGCGAGGAUGACUGUCACUUCACCAUCCGCGGGGGGCGCUGGUGCCAGGACUCAGGGCAGUACCAGCUCCCUGUGGUGGUCCUGAUGCUCAGCCUGCCCGCCCCCUCCCGCUCUGCCCCCACCCUCCUCACCCCGGGUAUGAUGGAGAACCUCUUCCAUGAGAUGGGCCACGCCAUGCACUCCAUGCUGGGACGAACCCGCUACCAGCAUGUGACAGGAACUAGAUGUGCAACGGAUUUCGCAGAAGUACCCUCUAUCCUAAUGGAGUAUUUCGCCACAGACUACAGAGUCAUCAGCCAGUUUGCGCGUCACUAUGAGACUGGACAGCCGCUGCCUGAGAGCAUGGUGGCCCGACUGUGUGAGUCCAAGAAAGUGUGUGGAGCGGCAGACACCCAGCUACAGAUUUUCUACGCCGUCCUGGAUCAGAUCUACCACGGCGGGCCUCAGAACCGCUCCACCACAGAGAUCAUCAGAGAUAUGCAGCACAAGUUUUACGGAUUGCCUUAUGUCCCCAAUACGGCCUGGCAGUUGAGAUUCAGUCACCUCAUCGGCUACGGGGCCAAGUACUACUCCUACCUGAUGUCCCGCGCUGUGGCCUCCAUGGUGUGGAAGCAGUGUUUUGUCCAGGACCCUCUGAACAGGGAGAUGGGCGAGCGCUACAGGAGGGAGAUGCUGGCCCAUGGAGGAGCCAAGGAGCCUAUGCUGAUGGUGGAAGGGAUGCUGCAGAGACGCCCCACCCUGGAGGACUUUGUGGACGCUCUGGUGUCAGAACUCAAGCCCAACUUUGAGACUUUCAUCAUGGACUCUGAAGGCUGAAGACCCGGACUGCUCCUCAGGCUGCUCCUCAGGUUACUGUCAGAACAUUUAUGACUCCACCGACUUCUGAUGGUUUUAAUCUCUGAAAAAAUGGACUCUGCCAGAAGAAACAAUAUAAAAUGUUUAAGCUGUACACACUGACCUCAAUAAAAAUAACUUGGCUUGACAAUUACUGCUGGAAAAGUAUCAAUAAGCUACUCCAGUUCGAUGUGCUACUCAAGUCCGCCCAGUGUUCACUCUCUUUGACAUUUAAGAUUUUAUCCCCACAAAAAUACCACAGUUUGGUCAUUUUUUAGCUCUCAAAUUUUACUUCCUUCCUGGAAAUCGUGACAUAACACUGGGGAAUUCCUUUACCCCAAAACUUACACAUACGACUUAUUAUUUGACAACAAAAAAUCAACACCUUUAUUUUGUUGAAAUCAUUUUUAAAGUAUCAGAAAAUUUUGUGGUUUUUUUGUAUGUAAAUUGGAUCAAAUUCUCCCUAUUGUGCUGUUUUUUCUUCUUAAUUAGUGUCAAACUAUAAUUUAUAUAAAACUACAGAACUGAUUCUCUGCUGCUGCUUCAUGAAGGCAGAGGAAAUGGGAAAUGCAAAAACAUUUUUAGCGCUUAAAAGAUCUAUAUCACGCUGUUUUCUGAUCUAUGUUAAAAUGCUGUUUCUUCAUCUCAAACAUUCACACAUGUUUAACACAAACUCUUUUUUUUCUCUCAAACUGAAAACCCUGUGGGAGCUGUACAAUGCCCAGAUCUGAUAAUUAAGAGUUACUCAGACAUGUGUAAAUGAAACAAAACACAACUUUAGUUAUGUUUUUGAGGCGUUAACAGCAUUAUAACAUGGCUUAAAACUCACAACAGUCAAUUUGGUGUAAUAUAGGACCAUUAAGCCUUAAGUUGAAAGCUGUACAUGCAUUAAUUAGCUCAUUAAGUAUGAUUAGUCAAACCUAUUAUAGCGUGGCUCAUAAAACUCUCCUUCUUACAGUAGGUCCUUUAAACUGCUGCCAGUAUUUUUACAGUGACUCAAUAACAGGCCAAUUUCCCAUUUUUAUUUGUAUUUGUCAGAUGGCGCUCACUCCCCUCAAUCAAAUAUAUGGCCCUGUAAUCUUCCAUGAAACUGUAAUUGGCCCGUUAUGAUGUGGACUGAUCUUUAAUAACAGCUUUCAGCUCAGUGAGUGCCGCAGUAUUGUUUUUUCCUGGUCAAAUCAGCGUGUGAAAGAAUGGCUAAUCUGUUCUUCCUGUCAUGUGACCAGUGUUAUGGUUCUAGAUUAAAGCGCCCCUCAUGUUUUGUCUGUCUGGAGCUUACACAGGGAGACCGGUGCAUUUCUAUGUGAUUAUCGUAACGCCAUUUUGAAAGCCAUCACACUUUGUCCAACUUUAUGUAAGAGUAUGUUUAAGAAUAAAUAUGUUUUCACUGUGAA